CAAGCAAUCUUAACUCAUAGCAAGUAGAGCAAAGACAGAGCCCAUCCUCACCAUGAUGCUGGCACACUCCUUUCUUCUGCUUCUCCUUCCAGAUGCUGCCUGGUUGUCUUCAGGCUCAGGCGACCUUCCUAAUGAGGAAACGACCUUCAACCAGAGUUUUGCAGAAAAAACAGAGCGUGUUUGCAGUUACAGCGAGGUAUUAGGAUUCCUGAACCUGACAAAAGACAAUAAUCUGUUUAUCAUGAGUCGACCCGUCAAAGACCACAAAAAAGUAACUAAUGUGUUCCUGGAAAUGGUGGUCUAUGCAAUUCUAGAUGUGAGAGAGAUUGAUCAGACUUUUAUUUCAUAUGUCUGGAUUUACAUGGAGUGGGAUAAUGAUUACAUUUCCUGGAAUAAGGAAGAUUUUUGUGGAAUUUCAUCGGUAGCUGUUCCAAUUGAAGCUUUAUGGAAACCAGACCUCACCAUUGAAGAGAUGACAGAGAAGGACAAAGCCCCCCCAAGUCCUUUACUUAAAAUCCAUAAUGAGGGGAAAGUAGAGUUCCGAAACAACCAGGUGAUCAUCAGUACCUGCAAGAUGCAUGCUUACAAAUUCCCCUUUGACCUUCAGAGCUGCAGUCUCACUUUCAAGUCAGUCUUGCACAAUGAUGAGGAGAUGAUGAUUCAAGCGGAUGAAAACAGUACACAUGCAACGCUGUGGUCUCUUGAAAUCAUAAAGACACAGUUUGAAUGGGUUUUUCUCAACAUGUUUGUUUCUCAUAAAGUCGCGGAUUUCUAUGGCUCAAACCAAACCACAAUCAUUUACACUGUCAACAUGAAGAGGAGGUCCAUGCUCUAUUGUUUCAAUUUUUUGGUUCCCAUCAUAUUCCUUAUGAUUCUGGAUAUGGCUUCCUUCCUGAUCCCGGAUGAUGGAGGCGAGAAGCUCAGCUUCAAAGUCACCGUACUGCUCGCUGUGACAGUGAUGCAACUUCUUCUAAAUGAGAUUCUGCCAUCCUCAACGGACAAGAUUCCACUUGUAGUCCUCUUUUGCAUUGGAAUCUUUGGUCUGAUGCUACUCAGCCUCUUGGAGACCAUUUUUGUCAUAUAUCUGAGGAAUAAAGAUUUAACAGCCCAGGACAGUGAAGUUAAUGGAGACAAAAACUCAGACGAGGAGCAAAACAGUGAGAAACCCAAAGCCUACUUAAUCAACGGCCUUAAAGCAGUGAAGAAAUGCUGUCAGCCUGUCUGUGAUAAGUCUUCUGAGGAAAACCCAUGUUCAGCCAAAGAGGAAAACGCCAGUCAGCUGAUGGAGAUGUCCUUUGCAGUGGAGAAAGUCUCAGAUGAGCUUGAGGACAUGAAGAAAACCAUAACUCUGCUAGGUAGCAAGAAUGAUUUGAAAGUAGGAUACUGGACCAGAUUAUCAGUGAAGAUUUCCAAAGGGUUUGGAACUUGUUAUAUUGUAGUAGCCUCUAUAUUUUUACUCGUCAUCUUUUGUGAGUGGAUGUCAUAGGAAUCAGCGCAUGUUCCAAACAGAGCAGUUUGGUCUGGAUGAGACUUCUUUUCCUUGUUCCUUGAUUGGUGUGAAAUUUUUUCUGAUCUGAUGGGUGGACCAUGGAAGUAUAUUUUGAAAAACAAUUAACUCAUUUUUCUUGCAAGUGAACCUUAAAGCAGUCCAAAAUCAGUGUAAUUUGAAAAUGUGAAAAUCAAGAAAACUUUGACAACAUCUGGGGUUAUUGUUUAGGAGCACUAUUUUCACCAAACCACAACUAUAUGAUUUUCCCGAGACUCAAACUCUGCACUGAAAAGACUGCAAAAGGCAAAAAAUGACAAGAAAAUAUGUAAUACUUUUUACCACUCAUCUCCCUUUUUAUUUUGUUUUACUGGAUAUAAAUAUGACCUAAAAGUAUCCAAAACCUAUCACUUUUUUGAUGAUAAACUUAUGAGAAGCAACAUAUAUAUUGGUCAUGCUCUGCCGCCAGUGCCUAAACUGUCAUAAUAUCAUAAUGAACUGAACAGACAUGAUUUGUUUUCCUAAACAUCUACCAUAUUUUCCACAUCAUAGGGGCCACCAGAUUGUAUGGCGCACCGCGCAUGCUUGUCUUGGUGCAUUCUUUCUGACUUUGGUGAGUUUGAGUAUGAUUGGACAGAGUGACAAACGUACAGGUACAAGAGUUGACAAAAAUACUAUUUACCCGUACAAUGAAUUUGGUGGAAGUGAACCACUCAAAACAUUUGCUACAUUGACACUAACUUUUUUUAAACACGCUUCACAUUAGCCACGUUAGAAUCUUUAGCAGCAUAUUCAUAAUACCCGUUAUUCCCAACCUUGUUUGUAACAGACUGAUACCAAUUAAACAAACAUUACUGUGACUACGCUAACUCCCAACCUCAUAACCUUGCUCAAUCAUUCAAACAGUAAUUAGCAUUGUAAAUUACCAUCUAUUUUCCACUAAUUUGUCAUUUUUAAAGCAUGUUUAGCAAUAUGUAACACAUAGGUGUCAACAUAUUGUGAAAUUUUUGUUAAAAUACGUGUAAUGACAUUUUUGUAAGUGGAAAAUGCUAGAAGAGGAGCACAAUAAAGAGAGUCAUUAGGGUUUUUGAGGUUCAAGUUUUCAUGAAUACAUUUAGCUUGGGCAUGUUGGUUGUGGCAUGUGUUUUCCCUGUAUUUGUAUGGCUUUUCUCUUGUUCAGUGUUGUCAGCACAAAUACUUGAACCAAAUUUUUAGUUAGGGACUGUGCAAGCCAAAAAUAAAGCAAGACGCUAAAGAAAAGUCAUUUUACUUUGGGGGACUGUAGAGGAAAAUAACUGUAACAGAACAAUAAAUGGCUACAAAAAUAAAAAAAACUGUGUUAUCAUUGAGGAAUUGUAGAUUCCAUAGAGUUUUUAUUCUUUGUAAUUGGUUUUCAAGAAGCUUUUGUAAGAAAAUUGUCUGGAUUAUAAAAUUAGUGGAUUUAAAAAAGAAUAACACAUUUGUAUAUCAAAGGGAAUUUUUGAAACCAUUAUAUGUUUUGAUUUCAUUUGUAGUAGUAAAUAGACAUUGUUGCAAAUGUACAAUGUUACUGUGAAUUUGGUGUGUGAUACACCAGCAUGUGUUGGAUUACAACAACCUGCAACAUCAGAAUAACAACGUAAGGAAAGAAAGACAGACCAAAGGUACCUUUUACGAGGAGAAACGAACAGCGAUAAUCCUCAGCAACAAUCGCUCUCCACUCUGGCGCAUAUUCUGUCACCUCCUCUUUUAUUAAGUUUGUUGGGUAUUCCCUAAUUUACAUAUGCGCUGAGUUCUAAGGAGGGGAAACAGAUAAAACACAGCUGCAGCGCUAUCAGAAAACAUUAAUUGCAACAUGUCUGUCUUUUCACAGUCUUCCCACGUCAUCCGCAAACGGACCUGCAAAGUCUUUCCUCGGGGGCUCAAAAAAUGAUCAAUCACAAAAAUUAAAU
Oryzias latipes (Japanese medaka) is the source of this 3417-nucleotide messenger RNA. Its product is annotated as 5-hydroxytryptamine receptor 3A. Gene Ontology annotation, biological process: monoatomic ion transmembrane transport. The record is from RefSeq and is a predicted model, not a curated record. NCBI's taxonomy places the organism in Eukaryota, Metazoa, Chordata, Actinopteri, Beloniformes, Adrianichthyidae. Gene Ontology annotation, cellular component: membrane. Gene Ontology annotation, molecular function: extracellular ligand-gated monoatomic ion channel activity; transmembrane signaling receptor activity.